GUACAAAAAAUCGAAUAGAAGAUGCAAGAACAAAUGCAGGAUAUGUCUAUUGAGGACCGAACAAACGGGCCGUUACCUCUAGAUAAACUAGAAGGAGCAGGAAUCAAUGCUAGUGAUAUAAAGAAGCUUCAGGAAGGAGGAUAUUACACAGUUGAAUCAGUAGCAAUGACCACGAUGAAGAAAUUAAUAGAAGUGAAGGGAAUUAGUGAAGCAAAAGCUAUCAAGAUUCAACAAGCUGCUACCAAGUUGGUUCCUAUGGGUUUUACAUCUGCGACAGAAUAUAGUAAAGUGCGAGAAGACAUAAUUCACAUUUCUACAGGUUGUAAAGAAUUGGAUGCAAUUCUUGGCGGAGGAAUGGAAACAGGUUCGUUGACCGAACUGUAUGGAGAGUUUCGAACAGGCAAAACGCAGCUCUGUCACACACUUUGUGUAAUCUGUCAACUUCCUGUGGAACAAGGCGGAGGCGAAGGAAAGGCGCUCUAUAUCGAUACAGAAGGCACAUUCCGACCGGAACGACUUGCCCAAAUCAGUCAACGUUUUGGUCUAGAUCCAAACGAUGUGAUGGAUAAUGUGGCUUAUGCCCGAGCAUACAACAGUGAGCAUCAAAUGCAAUUAUUGAUGCAAGCGGGAGCACUGAUGUCGGAGAGUCGAUUUGCUUUGGUGAUAGUGGAUUCAGCAACAGCCUUGUUUCGUACGGAUUAUACAGGCAGAGGCGAAUUAUCAACACGUCAACAAAACUUGGCUCAAUUUCUUCGUGGUUUACAAAAACUGGCAGAUGAAUUUGGAGUAGCGGUGGUAGUAACAAAUCAAGUGGUGGCGAAUCCGGAUACUGGAGUGUUCGCGAAGGAUCCAUUGAAGCCGAUCGGAGGAAACAUAAUGGCUCAUGCGAGUACAACGAGAUUGCGAUUGAAGAAAGGGCGUGGAACAACCCGAAUUUGUAAAGUGGUGGAUUCUCCCUGUUUACCUGAAGGAGAAGCUUCAUUUGGAAUCAGUGAACAAGGAGUGGUGGAGGCCACGGAAUAAGAUGAUAAAUGUACAGUAUAACUUAGGUGUUUGAUGAUGUUGCGAAUGGUCAGUAGCUUUAUUCAUAUUUGUUUUUUCGAAAUAAGCUUAGCGAGACAGUUUUCAUCUCCAUUAUUGUGAGGAGAUCUUGAGAUGUGUCUUUCAAAAUGAUUAUUACUUGAUAAGACUUGUCGCUCUCUCUAUUCAGUUCUCUCUCAACAAACACUCAAAAACAUUUGGCGGGCGAUUUUAAAGUACCAGGGCAUUUUGAAUGCAAACAAUAAAGUGAUUAGCACAACCGCUCCUGCACAGAAAGCCAGAUCGAUCAUAAUCUCAUCCGAAACUUCCUCCUCCUCCUUCGAUGUAUCAAUAUUUAGCAGCUUCAGCAAAUGUGAUUCCGUCACAAAAACUA
Messenger RNA from Blastocystis hominis, 1414 nucleotides. RefSeq lists its product as hypothetical. The transcript is spliced from 5 exons. NCBI's taxonomy places the organism in Eukaryota, Bigyra, Opalinata, Blastocystidae. The coding region runs from base 22 to 1023 and encodes 333 amino acids. Gene Ontology annotation, cellular component: condensed nuclear chromosome; nucleus. Gene Ontology annotation, biological process: double-strand break repair via homologous recombination; chromosome organization involved in meiotic cell cycle; DNA strand invasion. The record is from RefSeq and is a predicted model, not a curated record. Gene Ontology annotation, molecular function: ATP-dependent DNA damage sensor activity; DNA strand exchange activity; single-stranded DNA binding.